Molecule: messenger RNA, 2625 nt
Organism: Cimex lectularius (bed bug)
Lineage: Eukaryota; Metazoa; Arthropoda; Insecta; Hemiptera; Cimicidae
Product: beta-Ala-His dipeptidase-like
Exons: 5
Coding region: 976-2562 (528 amino acids)
Biological process (GO): proteolysis
Molecular function (GO): peptidase activity
Source: RefSeq, a predicted model, not a curated record
UCUAAGCCUUGAGAAAAUUCGAAAAAGUAGGUGUUUCAAUUGGUUUUUGAGCUACCGGUGGAGGUGUCAGUUGCGAGUUAGAGUUUUGAAGUAUUCGACUAUUUCUACUAGAUCUCAGAUACCAAUCCCUCCAGAAAUUGUACCCAAAAUACAAAAAACUUUUGAAAAGUAAUGAAAUACCUAAAAAAAAUUGUAAAAGUACGUGUUUUACCUGGUUUUAGAUUUUCACCAGCCGGUGGAGGUGAUAGUUGUAAGUUUGAGUACUGAUGUAUUCGACUAUUAUUUCUACUGGAUCUCAGAUACCCAUCGAUCCAUAAAAUGUACCCAAAAUGUAAAAAAAACUUUUGAAAAGAAGUGAAAUAUCCAAAAUAUCGAAAAAAUUCGAAAACGUUACUGUUUUAACUGAUUUUUAAUUGGAGGAGUCUUCCCAAAAAUGUCCCAAUAAAAAAAUAUAUAGGGGGUGGAACUGAAGUUAAAUUCACCCUGUAUGUAUUGUACAUAAGUACUAUACAAUAUGGAUACUGCAUUACUGACGACCAAAUACGCACGCCCCAGUGAACUACUACUGCUUUUUUACUACAGGAUACCACGACUAUAAGCAGUCAGUCGGUCCGGUUCUGCGUCUUGGAAGACAAAGUACGUGUGGGCCGGCACGGCAGACCGAUAAAAAGUUCCAGCCUCGGGAUCAGUCCGGGCGUAAAUUCUCUGCAAAAUCGCGUUGGUCGUAAGGCACGUGCCAACCGUAUGUGCUUAGUAUGAUUAUUAAAGAAAAAAAAGCCACACAGAAACAGCUGGAUGGCACAUCACUCGUGCGAGACGACAAAUGUCAAAAGCCUGUUGUGGAAGGUCGGCGCUCCUCCACAUUUUACAGAUAUAUUGAAGAAAGAUUUGCCUGUUGGACACUGACUAGCAUCUUGAUGCUAUGCGAGAGAGAGGUGGUUGUCAUCUGGAACCGACCACAAUGAGAGUGCAGUGAUGCAAGGCAAAGGAGCCAGGCCGAGUAAAGGGAGCGCUCAGCAAACAAAUCCGUGGGUUAAAGGCAUAAAAGAUCACUUGAAAGCUUCUUCUCAAACAUACGAAGAGUAUUUUAGGGAAAUAAUGAAGAAAAAAGAAAUUUUCAUGAAUGAUUGCAAGACCGGAAGAACAAAUUUUCUGAAUUGGUUAGCUGACACUUUACGAGGGGUCGGCCUUUACUCCGAACAGGUCAAGAUGCCUGGGAAUCCUUUAUCUCUCUACGGCCCAGAAGAUUGUCCAAAUGCUCUACUUGCAUGGAACACUAAGCAAGUACCGAAAAAAUGGACGCUGUGUGUUAUAGGAAAUUUCGACAUAGCAGAACCCCAAUUGAAGGAAGCCUCUCUUCUGAUGGACGGAAGAUACAUUCCGCCUCGUUACAAACCAGAAAAUUGGGGCAUUCUCGCAGCAUGGCUGUCGGCACUGAGAACGAUCUCGAGUGUUGGACUACAGUGGCCGAUUAAUUUUAAAUUAGUUUGGACUGCCAAUCAAGCAGACGACUCGGUCGCGUUAAUAAAAUUCGUCAAAGAGCAAAAGCACGACUUUUUCCUUGACGUCGAUUUCUUCUGUACGUGUACAACUUUAAGCAAAACCAGUUUACCAGCCGGGAUCGUGUACGGUUGUCGUGGCGCUUGCCAUUUCGUAAUUGAAGUAUCUGAAGGAAGAUCGAACUAUUGCACCUGUGAGACAGGACCCGCUAGGCAGGCUUAUUGUGAUAUGAUGAUGAUGUUGGACGAUCUUCAGAAAGAUUGCGUCUACACGUACUUGAAUGUCGUCGAGCCUUUUAGGCUUCCACAACGGUUCAAAAAGAUAAUGGAGAAGGUGUACAUUCGUGAUUUAACACCAGAAUUGGGUUAUUGGUACAGGUCUUCAAUUCUGAAACAAAAAGUAUAUAAUUUUCCAGAAAUGUGGAAACCAGAAGUUAAACUACAAAGUAUUAAUGAAUAUCCGAAACAUGGUCAUUUGUUUACUCCGGGUACAGUUGUUGCACGGUUUUCUGUCAAGUACAUGUCUGAGACGGCACCUUCGAGAGUAGAAGAAAUGGUGUCCAGAUUGCUGAGAAAGAAGUGGGAUAGGUUGGGCAGCAACUUAUCCUGCAAACUGAGUAUGGACUAUUGGUCCAGACCGUGGGUGAUGGACUGUGACAACCAAUUAUUAAAAUAUGCCAAAAGGGCGGUUUGUAAGUCAUUUCACACGCUAGCAGUGGAAUCCUUCGAUUUCACGCCAAAUCCACUUCCGGCCGUUUUAGAAUUGAUCGUCGGAAAAGACACAGUGUACCUCUCUUUGGCGUCGAUGCUCGACAUCGGCAAACCUACCCUGAGAAAAAACUUUAUGAGAAACGUUAAAUCUAUUAUUAUAUUCAUUAAUAUUCUGCAGAAAGCGACCACGCAUAAAGAAUAUACCAAGGUAUAUAACAAAAGAAAAUUACAAACUAAAGAAAUUAGAAGCAUGCUAAAUGACUUGUCGCACGUAAGAGAAAAAACACAACCGUACACACCUGAAGAAACUAAAGAACGCAAUCAGUUUCUCGAUUUGUUGCACGUCUUAUAAUAGGAAACGGAGAUUGGACUGUUUAGUGUUUGUCAAUAAUAAUUAUAAAAACUUUGUGUAAAC